Molecule: messenger RNA, 807 nt
Organism: Dothidotthia symphoricarpi CBS 119687
Lineage: Eukaryota; Fungi; Ascomycota; Dothideomycetes; Pleosporales; Dothidotthiaceae
Product: carbohydrate esterase family 12 protein
Exons: 2
Coding region: 1-807 (268 amino acids)
Molecular function (GO): hydrolase activity
Source: RefSeq, a predicted model, not a curated record
AUGCUUUACUUCCCCCAGAUCCUCUCCUCGCUGGCACUGGCUGCUACCGUCCUCGGUGCGCCAACUAGCGAUGUGGAGAAACGCGCGCAGACUGUCUACAUGGCUGGAGACUCGACGAUGACGAAAUGGGCUGCGGGCUCUGCGGAGCAAGGCUGGGGUGUCUACCUCCCCUACUCCCUCUCCCUCUCGGUAGUAAACAAAGCCAUCGGAGGCCGCAGCUCGCGCUCCUUCACCGUCGAAGGCCGCUUCACCGAGAUCGUCAACCUAGUAAAAGCCAACGACAUCGUCAUCAUCGAGUUCGGGCACAACGACGGCGGCUCGCUGACCCCCACCGACAACGGACGCAGCGUAUGCCCCGGCGGAGGCUCCGAGACGUGCCAAUCCACCUACAACGGCGCUGCCACGACCGUGUACACGUACCCGUUCUACCUGCUGCAGGCGGGCAAGGCGCUGGUCGCCAAGGGCGCAAAGGUCAUCUACAGCAGCCCGACGCCAAACAACCCCUGGGAGACCGGCAGCUUCGUGUACAGCGAGAGCAGGUUCUACGGGUACGCCGAGAAGGUUGCAAGCCAGAUCGGCGCGAACGCUAUGUAUGUUAACCACGGCGCGUAUGUGGCGAGCAUCUUCGAGAGCAUGGGUAAGACCAAGGUCGAUGCGCUGUUUCCUGCAGAUCAUACGCAUACCAGCCCCCAGGGUGCGGAUAUCGUGCACAAGGCGUUUGUCAAGGCGCUGCAGUGCGACGGUGCUGGGUUCCUACAGGGGUUCGUCAAGAACGCCACGGCGAGCAUUGAGGGAACCUGUCUUUAG